Molecule: messenger RNA, 1621 nt
Organism: Chlamydomonas reinhardtii
Lineage: Eukaryota; Viridiplantae; Chlorophyta; Chlorophyceae; Chlamydomonadales; Chlamydomonadaceae
Exons: 5
Coding region: 126-704 (192 amino acids)
Biological process (GO): phosphate-containing compound metabolic process
Cellular component (GO): cytoplasm
Molecular function (GO): magnesium ion binding; inorganic diphosphate phosphatase activity
Source: RefSeq, a predicted model, not a curated record
CAAGCACACCACAUCCUUGGCGCAUAAUUAGACCGCAUUCCCCCAACCCACUUCACUUGCACCCGAUCGCUUUGCGGCGGUGCUUCCUCGUCGUUUGUGCGGUUCUCUACCUACGCGUUUGAAAGAUGUCCUUCUACAGGGGAACCGCCUCGCAUCCGUGGCACGACCUGCACCCGGGCAACGACGCCCCGAACUUCGUGUCCUGCGUGAUUGAAAUCCCUCGCGGUUCCAAGGUCAAGUAUGAGCUGGACAAGGACACCGGUCUGUGCUUCGUGGACCGCAUCCUGUACUCGUCGGUGGUCUACCCCCACAAUUACGGCUUUGUGCCGAAGACUCUGUGCGAGGACGGCGACCCGCUGGACGUGCUGGUGCUGAUGCAGGAGCCUGUUGUGCCUAUGUGCUUCCUGCGGGCCAAGCCCAUCGGUGUCAUGCAGAUGCUUGACCAGGGCGAGCGCGACGACAAGCUGAUUGCCGUUCACGCCGACGACCCGGAGUACAAGGGCUUCACCGACAUCAGCCAGCUGCCUCCUCACCGCCUGGCCGAGAUCAAGCGGUUCUUCGAGGACUACAAGAAGAACGAGCACAAGGAGGUGGUCGUGGACGACUUCCUGGGUGCUGAGGAGGCCAAGAAGGUGGUCAAGGACUCGCUGAACAUGUACCAGGAGCACUACGUGCCCCGCAAGCUGCGCAACGUGUACGAGUAAAGUAUCGAUGCGGAUGCGCCCGGGCUUAUGGAGUUUCAGGAGCUCAUGAGACGGCACGCGCGCGCCUCCUGGACGGGACAGGCUCGCGGUUGCCUUUGACGCCGCUUGCAGCCAUGCUCUCUUGGACCGUGGGCGCGUGUUGGUUCGAUGGCGAGGUGGUUAGGCCGGGCUGCGGGUGCUCCUAUGGACGCCCAUGGCUUGAUUAGAUGGGUGGUUGCGGCGAGCUGCGGCCUCAAUAGUGUGCUCGAAGCUUGUCUAGGUAGAUGGCGUGGUGCCUGAUGACCUAGUAGUGACGGUGACAUCUUACGAAGCGGCGGGAAGACCGGUUGAGACAGCUUUGUCGGCCGCGCAGCUGUGGUUGAGCCUAGCCGUACGUCGGGCGGCGGGCUAGCACGCCGCGAGCCGUAGGUGCAGUCAGAUAGUGACAGUGGUGAAUACAGCCGGCGCAUUCGCACAAAUAUGGCGGAGGCUCACGAUGGCAGUGAGGCGAUACUAAUUUAUGUGGCUACGCAACGCGCGGCCAGGGUUGCUUUGCAUACGGUCAAGGCGGCAUGCAGGGUCCAAAGUACCCCGCAUUUGGAGACGUGUAACUCAGUUACAGAAUGAAUACGUCGUUGCUCUGUGUGGGAAUGCGGCGAUGGUUGGGUCCCUCCUUAUUGGGUCUCGGGGAUGGUAGCCCAUGCCCGGCGGUGCAGGGAUUGGCCCACUGUGCCUCAGCCCUUGUAUGCCGCCAUCUGGUUCACUUUCAUACCACUGUAGCGAUUGUAUACUGUUUUGCAACAUUUUGCAACAUACACGCGGCGUGAUACACACGACCGCUUGUUCCCAUUACCCAAACAUUGCUUGCUGAGCAGCGCCUUGCGGCCUUGCCGGACCGUUUGCGCACGAUUGGCGCUGAUGUGUAGCGUUCAAUACGA